Haliotis rufescens (red abalone) is the source of this 2539-nucleotide messenger RNA. RefSeq lists its product as uncharacterized. The coding region runs from base 45 to 818 and encodes 257 amino acids. The record is from RefSeq and is a predicted model, not a curated record. NCBI's taxonomy places the organism in Eukaryota, Metazoa, Mollusca, Gastropoda, Lepetellida, Haliotidae. The transcript has 6 exons.
GGACGGAUUGGUCAUCGCAUCAGAGAUACCCAGGAAAAAACAAGAUGUUGUCUCGAUUGCAAGCGUUGUGGUUGGUCUGCCUGGGUAUGCUCUGCGUUGGAGUGACGGACGUCAACGCACUAGCACCGUGUGCUGACUGUGAGUUUUAUUACGUGGAAAUAUUCUACCCGACUCAAGGUGUCCCUCUCUAUUCACAACCGUCAUUCAGCGCCGCGGGACAGCUGCUCUUCAACUAUGCUCCGAAAGUCCAUCCGAUUCACGUGUUUCAGGUCGUGGGUGCUGGCAAAAUUGCAGCUAUCGUGAAAGUAAUGAAGCCAGGCGUGAUGUCCAACAUGGUGGUGGAGGUGACGAAUCUUGGGAUGGAGAUCGAUGCUGUGGCUCUUUACUCCUUUGAAGCAUUUGCCCUGUUUGCUGGAGCUCCUCCACCCCUCGCCGUGAAGCCCCUCAGGGUGCUGCCUUGCCCCCGGGUGUACCUGUUAGAGAUGGCUAUCUCUCCUGCCGGAAAUGCCUCUGAAUACCGAACGGUUCUUGGAAAAUUUGCCAAGGAGAUCCUUCAACUGAAAAAAGCUGGAAUCAUCAUGGACGCCUACAAGUUCCUCGCCACUGUCCCGAGCUCUUUCAUGAUCCUUGGCUGUGGAACGCCCACCUUUUACGAUCAGCUGACGCUCAGCAUGGGCAGCUUGGCUGAUGAUUACGGGUCUUUCGAAGUGGGACGUGCCACUGCCCUCACCAAAUGGAACCCUCUAAUCGGUGGCAAGGGUGGAGCCUGUUUCUGGGGUGGAGCCGCGGCAGGCCUCUUUCCUACUGGAAAAAAAUAAUUGAGGUCCAGUAGCGGUUUAAUCACAUCCCGGUUUUGGACACACUGUUCACAAAGUUUACUAUGUAUUUUUAUACCAAACUGUACAUAAGCUUUCGAAACUUGUUUCGACUUAAUCCUUGAUUCAAAGUUUCGUCCUCUAAAUGUCAGCAGUUUCAGCCUGUACAUUUUCUGUUCCGGUUUUGCAGCUGAAUCUUUGUGUGAAGGGCAAUUGUGUGGUGAAGAAUUCAAAACGGCCGCCAUGCGAGGGAUGAUUGAUAAGUACUGAGCCUCGAAUAAUUGCGUAAUUGUGAUAUAUUUUGUUGUGGACACUACAUAAUAUAAUAGGUAUAUCCACACAAAAAGUGAGUCAACUGAGCAAAUGGACAAACUUUAUGAACGUGUAGCGAUCAAGUACUUUCAGAAAAAAAUCCAUCCAUCAGGAAAUGGGUACAAGAUUAUGAAAGUAUACCCCUUUCUAUGUCAGUGUAAAGAGGUGGGAAGCAGAGUUUAAGCUUGGCACGGACAGCCUUGAAGCGCCACGCUGCUAGUUCAGUAGACAUUUCCCAUGAUAGGGUAUAUUCCAUUAUCUCAGAAACUUCUGGAAUGACUAAAGUGUCAGCCUGUUGUAUUCCCAAACUUCAGACAUCUGAUCUUAAAAGCACCAGGCCCAACAUGGCUCAUGAUUAAUGCGAUAUGUUUGAAGCUGAUACACAAAGGUUCUUGGGACCACUUGUGUCUGUAGACGAAAGCACUUACCGUCAAAACAACAGUCGGCAAGUACUUGAUCACUGCAAAUUCCUCAAGUUUCUGAAUCGGUCACAGCUCAAUUGACUCAAGUGGUUUUUUUUUGGAUUUGACUCAAUGCGGCCAUGUUAGUUCCACAACAAACGAUUUCACUUUUCCGCAAUACCUCCUAUGUGAGACUCAAAACUUAUCAAUCAACCCUCGUUGAAGUCGUCAUUAUAGUUUUUUAAUGUUUGUUACUAUGUAGAAUAAACUAGGCUAAACUAGUAAGUCAUACGUUUAUAUUUCAAGUUUUUUGUUGUUGGUUUCUUUUUGCAAGGGGUAUGUGUGGUUCAGUUGUUGAUGUCCCGUAAUUCGCAGUGUAAAGUUGGUUUUCGUAGGCGUUUCAGAAUCACAUAAUCCAGGGUUCGAUUGCCCUUUCACUGUGUUUUCUGUUUGUCAGCACCAUGCUGUGCUAAAUUGUUUGGCUAACCUUCACUAUUCUGUAAUGCUGAUUUUGAUAUUCCCAUUACUUAUAAGGCUGCAUAAGAAAACGUUUCUCAGGCACAGUAUUCUCAAAAGUAGGGUACACAUGAACACGUCUCAGUAAUACGAUAUCAGUUGUGAAGCAUGGGUAACGGUAUACGGUAAAUGGAAAAUUUAAUAAAUAUUUUUUGGUCGACCAAUUCUUGGCAUGAAUUUAAAUGACGAUGCCCGAGAACCACUUCCUUUUUCAGCCAAAUUGGAGCUCGUUUUGUUUGUGUUUUGUUAAGACCAUUAUAAAGUGUUGGCCAAACUGCCCACCAUGAACUGUUCAUAUUCACUGUGAAGUGCCUGUGAACAGGUAACACGGUACUAGUUGACAAUCAUUGUGAUUUUUGUAGUUGUAGGUAUUUACGACACGAAUUUGCCAAAAAUAUAUCUAUGACACUUUCUUCUUGACAUACGACUAUUUUCCUUCAUCACAAUGCAGACCCAGCCAUAUACCAAAUCCAUUACAGAUAUCAAUUUGACUGA